This is a messenger RNA of Dendronephthya gigantea, 1630 nucleotides long. Its product is annotated as AFG1-like ATPase. The record is from RefSeq and is a predicted model, not a curated record. The transcript has 14 exons. Gene Ontology annotation, molecular function: ATP binding; ATP hydrolysis activity. Lineage: Eukaryota; Metazoa; Cnidaria; Anthozoa; Malacalcyonacea; Nephtheidae. The coding region runs from base 167 to 1531 and encodes 454 amino acids. Gene Ontology annotation, cellular component: mitochondrion; cytoplasm.
UUCAAAUAUUUCAAAAAUAUUUUUCGUUCGUCUUGGAUAAAAUGGCUCCAUUUUUAAGCUUUUAUUGUUUUUAUUUUCUCGGUUUUUAGUUUUAUGUAUCUACGGUGAUGUCGGGAGUUAUUCUUUAUGUGUUAGGAAUUACUUAGUUAUAUAAUUUACGCUAAAAAUGAGGCUGGGAUAUUGGUCUCUAUUACUCAAUCGUUCACCAAAAUAUGGCAUGCCUUUCACAUAUAAAAGAAGAUUCAAUUCUGCGUCUUUUCAUGCAGCAAGUAAUAUUAUCAAUAUUUAUGAUGGGUUGGUUGAGCAAAAUGUUUUAAGAAAUGACCAUCAUCAACGGUCAGUUAUAAAAAAUCUUCAGCAGCUCAAUGAAAAUAUUAUGAAAUACAGACCUCAUAAACCUGGUUUCUGGAAUAAGGUUUUCAGUAGUUCAAAAGUUUCAGUCCCUAAAGGAAUAUAUUUAUAUGGAAGUGUGGGUUGUGGCAAAACAAUGUUGAUGGACAUGUUUUAUGAAAAUGUGCAGUUGAAGAAUAAGCAAAGAAUCCACUUUAAUGCUUUUAUGAUGGACGUUCAUAGCCGUGUUCAUCAGUUUAAGAGCACAUUACCACCAAGAGAUCGAACUAAAAACAAAUCGCAACCUGUUGAUCCCAUUCCUCCAAUAGCAACGGCAAUCAGUGAGGAAUCCAUGUUGUUGUGCUUUGAUGAGUUUCAGGUGACAGAUAUUGCUGAUGCCAUGAUUCUUCGUCGUUUGUUUACCGCCUUGUUUGAGAAUGGUGUGGUAGUCAUGGCAACAUCAAACAGAGCUCCUGAUGAUCUAUAUAAGAAUGGUCUUCAAAGGAGUAAUUUUGUGCCAUUUAUACCAAUUUUAAAGAGCAAAUGUGAAGUAAUUUGUCUUGAUUCAACGAUUGAUUAUCGUCGAUUAGAUCUGAAAUAUGAAGAAAAUGUGUACUUCAGUUCAUUCGACAAACGGUCAGACAACGACUUGGAUACAAUUUUUGAAAGAAUUGCAGAACAGCAACGUAAAGGUGAUCCUGGCUGCCAUGAAGGACCAUGUGAUCUGCGUGUGCUUGGACGAAGCUUACACGUUCCUAACUCAUGUGGAAGAUUGGCUGACUUUAAAUUUUCUCAGCUAUGUGAACAACCUCUUGCAGCCAGUGAUUACAUCACCUUGUGUAAAAAUUUUGAUACCAUCAUAGUGCGCAAAAUACCUGUAAUGAAUUUACUGCGGAGAACAGAAGCAAGACGUUUCAUAACCAUGAUUGAUACAUUUUAUGAUAAUAAGGUGCGGAUUAUCUGCUCAGCCCAGGCCACACCACAAUAUUUAUUUGAAGUCUCGCCAGUAUCAACAAAUCAAGUUGAAGAUCAAAGAGCACUUAUGGAUGAUUUAGGAAUAGCCGAGAAUGAGGGAGCUAGCUUGAGUAUGUUUACGGCUGAGGAAGAGCUGUUUGCAUUUGAUCGUACUAUUUCAAGGCUAACUGAGAUGCAGACCAGGCAAUACUGGGAAAGCGGUUAUGCAAGAGAUAUGAAAAGUUGAUAUGUUUAUGGGCAAUUGAUCGCUCGAUUCCCUCCAGGGGCAGAGGAAUGAAGAUUCUGCUGGAAUCUGGAACCAAACUGUAAGUUCAAAUGUCAGUUU